GAAUAACUCGAGUAAAAACAAGAGUCGUGGAGAGUUCCGAAAACUCUUCGAGCAGAUCAUUCCGGAGACCAGGCGUUCCUUGGCAUACUGAGAGGAGUCGGUCCCGGGUGAAUAUUCCUCCGAUCCGAGAGAAAACUUGGACGCAUUCCUCCAUCGUGGCGUGAGAUUUUCGAAACGAAUUCGAAGAAGAACAGAGUUGGGACUCCUGAUUCCAAGACCGUGGAAGUGCUCGCCGAGAUGGCUACGGGCUUGAUUAGUGACAUUUCCACGAAUAAAACUCCGUGCAGCGGCUACAUACGUGUCUUGACACCUUUGGAGUUGCGGGGAAAACAGCUAUUCUUCUCCUACGCGGAUGUACUUCUGCCACCGAAGGACAAGAAAUAUCUCGAACCAGGAAUGAUAAUGGAUAUCACCAUCGACUCCUCGGGAAGAGCCGUGAAUAUCAAGCCAGCGCCGAUGGCUGAGUAUCCGGGAUCGGUGGUGAGAGGACCACGACCCAGAGCAUCUGGGCACGGAUUCGUGGUUUCUUUGGAUUCCACACUAAAACACGUGAAGGUCUCUGUGGAAUCCUACAAUCAGCUGCAGUUGGAGGCCCCGCCUCUCCCGGGAGAUUUCUGCACAGUUCGUAUUCCGUGGACCGAGAUGCUCCAAGCGGCUAAAGAGAACCGGAUGGUCUUGGCCGAUGUGACUUCGUUCAUGAGAAGACCGCCCAGAGUCUCCUUGGGGGAGAUUCCGCGGAAACGACUGGACUCUGAGAGCGAUUCAUCGAUUAUGGAGAUGGAUUCAGGGUCAACAGCAUCUCUGAAAUCACAUGAUGACUCGAUCGAGGAACACAGCGAGGGAAACACAUCAUGGGCGAAGCCAAUAUUCGCCCAUGCUCCGAAGUCACGGCAGGAAAUUCGCUAUCGAUGCAGAUGCCUUGAUACCCGGACCAGAUGUAGAUACGUGAGACCCGCCGUUUAUUACUCGACAACCGAUCGAACCGCAACGUUCGAGCAAUACGUUCAAGCAAACUUGCGGGCCUCGAACGCUCCAUGUAUGCAAGGAAUGCAUGGCGUUCCAGUCGUUUCACGAUGCUCCGGCAAUCACCCUACGCCUUUCUACGAUACACUGCAGCCGUCGGCAGCGUUAGUUCUCACUUCACACAGCCGCUUCACCUUCACAAUUACGGGCCAUAUGCCGUAUCAGAACUCCUAUAGUAACUCCCAAGGAUGCAGGGUCCAUGGAUAUAUUUCGUAG
This is a messenger RNA of Galendromus occidentalis (western predatory mite), 1239 nucleotides long. RefSeq lists its product as uncharacterized. NCBI's taxonomy places the organism in Eukaryota, Metazoa, Arthropoda, Arachnida, Mesostigmata, Phytoseiidae. Bases 238 to 1239 code for a protein of 333 amino acids. The transcript is spliced from 2 exons. The record is from RefSeq and is a predicted model, not a curated record.